This is a messenger RNA of Trichoderma gamsii, 1704 nucleotides long. RefSeq lists its product as hypothetical. Gene Ontology annotation, biological process: chromatin remodeling. The record is from RefSeq and is a predicted model, not a curated record. Lineage: Eukaryota; Fungi; Ascomycota; Sordariomycetes; Hypocreales; Hypocreaceae. The coding region runs from base 1 to 1704 and encodes 567 amino acids. The transcript has 4 exons.
AUGGCGCAACCAAACCCUAGCCACAGCGUCCCCCAGGACCUUAUGCCACAUGUCCAUCUAAUCUCAUCGUACCGAUACCCAGCGAUCCCCCGGCUCGAUUUCAACGAAGUCGCCAAGUGGCUGAUAAACGCCCCUCAAAUCGCGAGAGACCAGGCGCCCUUCUUCUGGACAUACCUCGAUAAGCCCGCCGACGGCACCAUUUUACUGACGUGGCAGCCUUUAUCGAGGCUGGGGACCAAUUUCGCGACAGAUGGCUUCGUCUGGGCGCCCCCAGAGCAGAUCUACAAGCAUGACCUGGGCAACGGACUGAUGCUUGAGAUAUACUACCUCAAAGCAGGUUACAUCCCUGGCGAGCAAUUCACUCUCCACGCUCGAAGACGGUUCCGACUCGUGCCUGUCGCUGGACACCCCAACCCUCCGCAGCCGGAUCCAAACUUGUUCAUUGUGCACUAUGGCCCUGCGGAAAUGAACGAUCGCGUCCCUGUUGCCAUGAUCCCAUACGACGAGAGGGUCAAUGCCAUCAUGCAGCAGCGCCAUUUUCUUCAGAGAGCUGGCCAGAUUCGCCGGAAAGAAUUUAUGUUAUCUGACCGGGUUAACUGGCCCUCACUACCGGAGCUCACUCGCCAACAGCUAGGGCCCCAGAUGAAUCCCCGUGGUGUACCUCAGCAGAUGGCAUACCCAGCCCAACCCCCGCCGCCUGGGCCUCCCUCAAAGAGAGCCCGCCAUGGACAGAAUCAAGCCCAACAAGCGGCAUUACCGCCGGGAAUGCCACCAGUCGAUGCGGCCUUUGAUGACGAUGAAGACAUUUCGAGGGGAGACAUGUUUGAUCACUUGACCCCGCGAGAGAUUUCAAUGAGCCGUUACCAGCAAAAUCACGAGUGGAUGGAGGAGAUUCUGUCAUCUGCGUACAGAAUAGGUCAGAUUACACCCGCAGAUCUCGGUUUGGGUCUCAAGGGGGAGCUGGCAUCCCUGACAGAGGGUAUUUUCACUGCCCAAGGAGGCGAAGCAUCCAGCCAGGCUCCCGAAAAGGCCUAUGUCGGACGUCUGGACCCCGGCCAAGCUGACGAAUUCCGCAAGCGGGUCGACAAAUACGUUUCUACGACACACGAUGAAAUCAAAAAGAUGGAACAAGAACAUCGCGAAACAAUGGCUGCGUUCAAGGAAAAUUCCAUUCUGAAGAUCAAGGAGCGGGAACUCAGAGCCGUUGUGGAUGGCGCCAAACACGAAAGCCGACCUCAUUCGGAUGAAGAGCCCGUAGGUCGCCAAGUCUCUAAACACUCAGUCGAAGAAAUAGCACAGCAGGUAGAGUCGGCAUCAGGUCGGAAAAUUGUCAGCUUGCCGCUCUCUAAGCGGAUUCAAGAUGGUGGUUUUCAGGCUCCUCCUCCUGAACCGGUAGCACCGGGCUCAACUGCAGAGCUCUCCCGACAGCCAUCUCGAGCGGGAUCUCAAGCAAGCGGUGCGAUGAUGGGUGAGACUGACAUGGAUAUGGGCGAUACAGCAUCUGGAUUCUCUCUGGGCGAUCUGGACACGGCGGGAGAUGCCCUGGCGGGAUAUGACGCGCCAGAUCUAGACGGCUCGGCAGGUGGACUGGAUGAUGGCUUGGACCUUCAGAUGGACAUGGAGGAUUCCGCGUUUGGAGAUGCUUUUCACGGCGUAGAUGCUUCUCAUACCCCAGGAGACGGACAAAAUCAGGAUGGCAUGUGA